AUGAGAUUAUUCCCGACUUUUUAUUCUCAUCAUAAAAUUAACAACAGAACGACUGCUGGAAAAAGAGGUCGAGAAAAUGAAGUUUUGGAGCAGAGACUUAACAAUUUCAUCCUCGAAGAACAUCAGCAUGAAAGGAAACAGCAGAAAACAAUGAAAAAAUACAUUCGUCGACUGGUUGAAAAUCGCCAAUCCACGCGCCAGAUCAAGCAGCAGAACAAGUUCAUCUCCCGAGAAGUCCGAAAAAAUAGCAAGUUCAGAAUGAACCGACAACAGAAAAAGAGCUCGCCUCAAGCCUCCGACUCUGGAGAAAACACCCCCUAA
Molecule: messenger RNA, 321 nt
Organism: Oikopleura dioica
Lineage: Eukaryota; Metazoa; Chordata; Appendicularia; Copelata; Oikopleuridae
Source: the annotation of a GenBank genome assembly